AUGCCACCAAGACGCCACCGAGAACCAACUCCUCAAACGGAGGAAGAGGACAACGUGUCACAACCCAUUCCGCAUCCUCCACCUCCUCUGCCUCCGCCGCCUCCGGUCGAUCGAGAAAUCGUGAAGCUAUUCUUGGAGCAAAAGCCACCCGUGUUUGACGGAUUGGGAGAACCGGCCAAGGCUGAAUCUUGGAUCCGGGCAAUAGAGCGCAUCUUCGCGAUUUUGAGAUGCAACGAUAGAGAACGCAUGAGUUGUGUGACCCAUCAGCUGACUGAGGCAGCCGACUUUUGGUGGGAUACUAGAACGAAGACUAUGCCACGAGACCAAGUAGAGGCGAUGACGUGGGAAGGUUUCAAGACGGAAAUAUACAACAAGUAUGUGCCGAAGAGCUAUCGGAAAGCAAAGGCAUCUGAGUUUCACAAUCUGACUCAAGGACGCAUGACGGUGACCGAGUACGAUCGAGCGCUCAACAGCAUGACCCGGUACGCCCCCGAUCAAGUCGACACCGACGAGAAGCUGUCCGACAAGUUCCGUGAGGGACUAAAACCCGAGAUAAGAAUGUCGUUGGCCAGCCGAGGGAGACUCCCCUACACCGAAGCAUUAGCACUUGCGCUAGAUAUUGAGGCAGCAAUGCCUAAGGAGAAAGCUAAGGAGAACACUACCUCGUCUUUACCCCCACCGCACUACUCCAGAGAGAAACGGAAGUGGGAUGAGCCUAGAACUUCACACGAUGGAAAACGGCACCAGUCGAGUCAGCAUCGGUCCCAGUACGAAGGAGGGCAGCGUACGUCUAGCCAGAGAGGAGACUACCGACCUAGGGCACCACAAUGCAAUGUGUGCUCUAAGUACCAUUUUGGAGAAUGCCGGUACCAGAACGUGAUCAAGUGCUACACUUGUGGAGGAAACGGUCACUUCUCUAGGGAGUGUCCAAAUAACAAGGUAGGAUCGGGAUCGAGACGGAACGAUCAGGGAUCCCGUCAACCGGCGAGGACACCGCCGAAUGAAUCGGGAGGAAAUCGCGACUCAUCGUCGCGGCAACAACAACCUCACCGCCCCAGACUUCCUCCCCAAGCUAGAGCGUUCGCGCUGGAACAGAAGAAGCCGAAGAAAGAGCAAGAGGAUCGUGGGAAAGGAAACUUGACAGGUAUGGGCGAAAUUCUCAAUACCCCCGUUGUUGUGUUGUUUGAUACGGGCGCAUCGCACUCGUUUAUAUCUGAACUAUGUGUGCACACUUUGAGCUUGCCUACUAGCGAAUCUGAACGUAGAAUGAUGGUAUCCUCACCAGUAGGAAGAAUGAUAGAAAUAUCUAAAACGUGUUCGAACGUAGAAAUUGUUAUGGGAGAAUUUAAAAUAGUUGCUCACGACUUGCGAGUCAUAAAAAUGGAGGAUAUCGAUAUAAUCUUGGGAAUGGACUGGCUGACAACGAACUUUGCGACGAUUCGUUGUAAGGAGAGGCAGAUAUCUCUACAAGCUCCGGGAAGCGAACCCACCAUAUACCACGGAAUCUCGAUGAACCGGCGAACCGCCAUCAUAUCCGCGCUUCAAGCGACCGCAAUGAUGAAAAAGGGGCGAACUGCUUAUCUUGUCUACCUCCAUGGAGAGGAGAAGGACGAGAAGAAGAUGGAAGAUGUCGCUGUCGUGAAAGAAUUCCCAGACGUUUUUCCAGAAGUGUUACCUGGACCACCGCCAGAUCGACAAUUGGAGUUCACGAUUGACCUUGAACCGGGAGCCGCACCCGUAUCAAAGGCACCAUACCGAAUGGCGCCAAAAGAGUUGGAGGAAUUAAAGAUACAACUCCAGGAACUCAUGGACCUAGGUUUCAUUAGGCCUAGCGUCUCGCCAUGGGGCGCACCAGUACUUUUUGUAAAGAAGAAGGAUGGAUCGAUGAGGAUGUGCAUCGACUAUAGGGAGCUAAACAAGUUGACCCUAAAGAACAAGUAUCCACUACCGAGGAUAGAUGACUUGUUCGAUCAACUUCGAGGAGCAGGCGUGUUUUCAAAGAUGGACUUGAGGUCCGGAUAUCAUCAGCUAAGAGUUCGAAGGGAGGAUAUACCCAAGACUGCGUUUCGCACAAGAUAUGGCCACUACGAGUUCGUUGUGAUGCCGUUUGGAUUGACGAAUGCCCCAGCGGUGUUCAUGGACUUGAUGAAUCGAAUAUUCCAUCCGUACUUGGAUAAAUUUGUUUUAGUCUUUAUAGAUGACGUGCUAGUCUACUCAAAGGAUGAGAAGGAGCAUGAGGAGCACCUACGAAUCACGUUGGAGACGUUGAGGACCGAGAAGUUGUACGCCAAAUUCAGCAAGUGUGAAUUCUGGCUGAAGGAAGUGAAUUUUCUAGGACACAUUGUGUCGGCAGAAGGAAUCCGAGUGGACCCCGCCAAGGUUGAGGCGGUACAACAAUGGAAGUCGCCUUCAACACCAAACGAAAUUCGGAGUUUCCUAGGAUUGGCAGGAUACUACCGAAUAUUCAUUGAAGUAUUCUCCAAGAUAGCGAGACCAAUGACGCAACAACUUAAGAAGGGAGUCAAGGUGAAUUGGACCCCAGAGUGUGAAGCAAGCUUUCAACUCUUGAAGGAGAAAUUGACAACCGCGCCAGUGUUAGCUGUGCCCGAGUCUGGAGUGAAUUACGUAGUCUACACCGACGCUUCGAAGGUUGGAUUAGGAUGCGUAUUGAUGCAAAAUAACAAAGUGAUCGCCUACGCGUCACGACAAUUAAGACCACACGAGUUGAACUACCCAACACACGAUUUGGAGUUAGCAGCAGUGAGAGACUUGAAUAUGCGACAACGAAGAUGGCUCGAACUAGUGAAGGACUACGAUUGUGGCAUCAACUACCACCCCGGCAAAGCAAAUGUGGUGGAAGAUGCUUUGAGCCGUAGAGAUCAUUCGCAAAUAGCUACUUUUCUGACGGAAGAAGAGAGCUUGAUACGAGAAUUUAGCAAAAUGCGAUUAGAAGUGAUAAGAGCACCCGAAACAGUGGAAGGGCGAAUUGCCACUUUGGUGGUUAAACCAGAUCUGAAAAUGAGAAUCGUUGCAGCGCAACGGAUGGAUGCGGAACUAGAGGAAAUCCGAAUUGAAGUGAGAACCGGUGAAUCCGGAAAAUUUAGUAAGGAGUCCGACAACGCCCUCACCUUUGAAGGAAGAUUGUGCGUGCCAAACAACGAGGAACUUAAGAACGAGAUCAUGAGCGAAGCUCAUGAAACUCCAUACACUGCCCACCCUGGAAGCACGAAGUUGUAA
This is a messenger RNA of Salvia hispanica, 3237 nucleotides long. The record is from RefSeq and is a predicted model, not a curated record. NCBI's taxonomy places the organism in Eukaryota, Viridiplantae, Streptophyta, Magnoliopsida, Lamiales, Lamiaceae.